GAAAAGACGCGCACACGUGGAGGAACAAACGAAGCUCCUCUUUAUAAAAAAAAGGAGGAAAUAGUUAUAAGUCCUGUGUGUGGCGGGGUGGGGAGGGCACAACAAUGCUCCCGAAAGAGUCAAAUAGGUGACUGGAGAGAAGCGCUGUCUGUUAUCUGCUGGCACUGAUUAAGAAAAUAAAAGCAAAGUGGGCGCACUGGGAGAGAAAGGUCAUGGAAAACUCCUGGAGGAGGAGGAGGACUCAGGCGGUCAGAUGGAAGUUGUUGAGGAACUCGCUGCUGCUUUGUUUAUUCACCGGCGGCAGUAAAGCUCAGUGUGAAGGCUGUAUCGAGUAUUGCUGUGAUGGGUCGCCGCAGUUCUGCUGCUCCUACUACGCCUACGUGGGGGACGUCCUCUCGGGCACUGCCAUCUCGGGUAUCGUGUUCGGCGUGGUGUUCCUGAUGGGGGCGGUGGCUGCCUUGUUCCUGUGUGUAUGUAUGUGCAUGAAGAACGGGCGGGGUGCUCGGGUCGGCGUGUUCAGCACCUCCUACAUCAACACUGUGACCCAGGGCUACCCAGGUCCUCCUCCUCCAUACACCUACGACUACGAGAUGUACCCUCCAUCGUUGCACCCCCCGCCUUACACUCCGACUCAGCCUCGGCCGGCCAACUACUCCCCCCCUCCUCCGUACCCUGGCUGCACCCGCAAGUGAAUCUCUUUUUAAUACAUUUCUGGCCUUUAAUGGAGGUUAAAGACAAUUUUAGGGGCCUACAAAAAACUCAAAAAGGGUUAUCCAGUGCAAUAUUGUGCAGCAGGCCAGAAUUCCCUGCAAGGUGUAAAUGUCACAGCUGGAGUCUGGACCAAAUGGCGGCGCAAUGAAUAAUAAUUUAGCACAAUGUUGGUCCGAACACUCCACAUUCUGAUAGCCUUAAAUGUUAGCCGCGCCUUCAGCUGGUCCUUUUUCCCUGCUAAUAACUGAUAUCCUUAUCCGUGGCUGGCUGUGCACAUCAAAGACAGCAUGGUGCUUUGAUGAAGGUGAAGACUACCUUUGUCAGCAUGGAGGGGAACCUGACAUCAGUGGAGGAGGAAAAAAGUCUUUCCAGGACACGGUGGAGAUUGCUUUUAUAGAAAGUUACAAAAAAAAUUUUGAUUUAUGUCAGUGAGUGAGGUGGAAGUUGAUGAUUAAAGCUGUUUUACACAAGUCAGGUCUGGACCUGUCAAGUGUAGACCCAAAUAUUUGAACAUAAUGCAGAAUUAUACUGACUUUAAUGGCAACUUGAAAGGACUGGGUUGUUGGUAAUGAGCUGUUUCUAUUGCUGCACCAGGCCAAAUAUUGGGGGUUUUAAAGUGUUCAAAUUACCUCAAUACCAGCUAAAAUAUACAAUCAGAAACAAUCACAAAGCUAAAAAAAACUAUUGGGGGAAAUACUUCAACAGUGAGGUGACAAAGUAACCAAGUAAACACUGUUUACAUAAAUAAGUAUUUAAAUGUACCAAAUUAACACCAAAAACUAAAACGAGGCAAUACAAAAGCACAUGGUCCAACUGCAAACAAUAAGAAACCAAACAAAUGACGACUUCAAACCAAAAACCAGGUAAGACAAAACGGCAGUGGCAACUGAGUCUUUCUGUCGCCCUCAUGGUUGCUCAGCUCAUUGAAGCUCUCUCUACAGCAGGAACCUAAAAACAUAAAAAACAGGAGCGGGUAGCACAGCUGCAACAGUAUUUGACUCUGGGAUAGAAAAACUCACCACCUACCACUGGCUACAUUUGACACAAUGUGCGAGGAAAACUGAACGAGGGGUCACAUCAUGUCCAGCUGAAAAUCUGAAUUUUUUUUUCUCUGAGGAUCAUGAAUUCAUCAUUAGCAGUGUACACUA
Plectropomus leopardus (leopard coralgrouper) is the source of this 1859-nucleotide messenger RNA. RefSeq names its product cysteine/tyrosine-rich 1 (gene cyyr1). The record is from RefSeq and is a predicted model, not a curated record. Lineage: Eukaryota; Metazoa; Chordata; Actinopteri; Perciformes; Serranidae.